Gracilinanus agilis (Agile Gracile Mouse Opossum) is the source of this 1668-nucleotide messenger RNA. Its product is annotated as zinc finger protein OZF-like. NCBI's taxonomy places the organism in Eukaryota, Metazoa, Chordata, Mammalia, Didelphimorphia, Didelphidae. The record is from RefSeq and is a predicted model, not a curated record. Gene Ontology annotation, molecular function: DNA-binding transcription factor activity, RNA polymerase II-specific; RNA polymerase II transcription regulatory region sequence-specific DNA binding. The transcript has 4 exons. Gene Ontology annotation, cellular component: nucleus. Bases 1 to 1557 code for a protein of 518 amino acids. Gene Ontology annotation, biological process: regulation of transcription by RNA polymerase II.
AUGAGUGAAGGUUCAGUCCAUGCUAAAAAGGAUAUCCAGGGAGUCUGUAAUCAGGGUGAAACCAGGUUUCAGCAGGAGCUGAAAUCCUUAACCUUCCAAGAUGUGGCUGUGGACUUUACUCGAGAGGAAUGGGGCCAGUUGGAUCCUGCUCAGAAGAACAUGUACAGAGAUGUGAUGCUAGAGAAUUAUGAGAACUUCAUCUCCCUUGAUUCCCUUGUACUACAGACAAGGUAUGACACCAAGGAGCCAAUUUCAGAGCAGUUUAUUUUUGCAGAAAAGUCAUCUAAGGAGCAACUCACCAAGAAUAGUUCAUGGAAUUCGAAAAUACAUACUCGAGGGAAACCGCAUAAAUGCAAUGAAUGUGGCAAAGCCUUCAGCAUUAACUCAUGCCUUACUGUACAUCAAAGAAUUCAUACUGGAGAGAGACCUUUUACAUGCAAUGAAUGUGGGAAAGCUUUCAGCCAGAAGGGAAACCUUAAAAGACAUAAGCUAAUUCAUGCUGGAAAGAAACCAUUUGAAUGUAAUGAAUGUGGGAAAGCUUUCAGCAGCAAUGAAUACCUAACUCAACAUCAAAGAAUUCAUACUGGAGAGAAGCCCUAUAAAUGUAAUGAAUGUGGGAAAACCUUUAGCCAGAAAGGAAGCCUUAAUGUGCACAAGAGGAUUCAUACUGGAGAGAAACCAUAUAAAUGUAAUGACUGUGGGAAAGCUUUUAGCCAGAAGAGAAGUCUUGAUGCACAUAAGAUAAUUCAUAGUGGAGAGAAACUCUGCUCAUGUAAUGAAUGUGGAAAAACCUUCAGCAACAAUUUUCACCUUAAUAUACACAAGAUAAUUCAUACUGGAGAGAAACCAUUUGAGUGUAAUGUAUGUGGGAAAUCCUUCAGCAGUAAUCAAUAUCUAAGUCAACAUCAAAGAAUUCAUACAAAAGAGAAACCCUAUAAAUGUAGUGACUGUGGGAAAGCCUUCAGCCAGAAAGGAAGUUUUAAUGUACAUAAGAGAAUUCAUACUGGAGAGAAGCCCUACAAGUGUAAUGAAUGUGGAAAAGCCUUUAGCCAGAAUAGGAGUCUUAAGGUACAUAUGAUAAUUCAUACUGGAGAAAAACCUUGGUCAUGCAAUGAAUGUGAUAAAACCUUCAUGAAUAGUACUUACCUUAAUAUACAUAAGAAAAUUCAUACUAGAGAGAAGCACUUUGAAUGUAAUGAAUGUGGGAAAAGCUUCAGGCAUAGUUCAUACCUCUUACAACAUCAGAGAAUGCAUACUGGAGAGAAACCCUAUAAAUGUAAUCAGUGUGGGAAAGCCUUCAGUCGAAAGGGAAGCCUUAAUGCACAUAAGAGAAUUCAUACUGGAGAGAAACCUUUUGAAUGUAAUGAAUGUGGGAAAGCAUUUAGCCAAAAGGGAAACCUUAAUACACAUAAGAAAACUCAUACUGGAGAGAAACCCUUUGAAUGUAAUCAGUGUGGGAAAGCUUUCAGAUUGAGACAAACUUUUGCUGCUCAUAAGAAAAUUCAUACCAUUGAGGAACCUUUUGAAUAUAAUAUGUUUGAGAAAGUAUUCAGCUAGAGGAACACCUUACAAGAUUUAAGAUAAUUCACAGUAGUAAGAAUCUUUAUAAAUAUAAUGAAUGCCUCAUCACUAAUUAGAGGUUUCUUGUUGGAGAUUAACUGUACAGAG